Molecule: messenger RNA, 3265 nt
Organism: Rhododendron vialii
Lineage: Eukaryota; Viridiplantae; Streptophyta; Magnoliopsida; Ericales; Ericaceae
Exons: 3
Coding region: 58-435 (125 amino acids)
Source: RefSeq, a predicted model, not a curated record
AAUUUGGACAAUUUUAGCCCCUAUUGCUGGAGUGUUGUGCUUGCUCGGUCGUCCGGGAUGGUCAUUUUACGUUUAGAACAUAGUGGGCUACGUGGCGCUGAAGAGAAACCCUCAGGCUUUCUCAACUCUUCCUUCGCCGUUCUCUCUCCCUCUCUCACCACGACAGACAAACCCUCAUCUCUCCCUCUCCACUCAGGGCAGGCGACUCUUGAGCACCAGUGCAGUCCAAAUUUCCGGCAACCAACACAGCUAUCGCGACGAGUUUAUCACAGAGCUGAUUCCGUUCCCGAUCUACACUUUUCCGUCUACAUUUUUGUUUAUCGAGUGAUUUUGAAAGCUGAAGCUGAAGUGGAGCUCCGAAGUUUUUUGGAAGGAUUUUGGGUAUGUUUUCUGUUCACUUUUCCAGGUUUCGAAAGAAAAUUUAUUAAAUAUUAGCCAUGAUCUUUAUUAAGUGUUUUUUUGGAAUCCUGGUUAUUAUGAAUCACUAAGCAGAUUAAAAAGUUAUUAGCCCCAUUUGGACAUAAUCGCAUUUUGUUGGGUUACUUAGUAGGAAUAGUUGAUGGUGUUGAUUAUCCCUUAUUAGUUCAAUACAUUCUCGUCGGUAUCAUUCCUUUUGCAAGGCUGAUUAGGAACUCAUGGGUUGUCAUCAUGAGAUCCAUCCGUUGUUUGGUGUGACUGAUUGUAAGCAUGUAUUCCCUAAUUCCUUCUUAGAAUUUGGAGUAGGAGAUGCUUGCUUUUGACUGGUUGUACGAAAUUUUUACUUGGUGUAUGUGUUUUGGUUGAAUUUGAAUUCUUAUAAUGUGAUUGGUGACAGGGUUUUCCUUGCAAAGAUGGGGUUUUUGAAUUGCAUUGUCAAUUUCGGAAUGUAUCUCUGUUGAUGUACCAGUUUCUCAAGAAAGUAUGAAGCCAACAAUGGCUCAUUUUCUGGGGACACACAUUGAUAUAACUACUUCCAAUGGGUCUUUUUAAAAAAAGUUUUACUCAUUAGUUGGGUUAAUCUUUAUCAUGUCUAUUCUUUCUGUUUCUUUGAAAGAUAUGUUCAUUGUGCAGUGAUCAAUAGGAUUAAUGGGAAUAUUGAAUUGUGGAAUUGAAACUCCAUUCUAGAAUGAGAAGAUCUAUGCAUUUACGGAGAUUAUAGUGCUUGAAUAGACUGAAUGAAAACUAUUUCCCACCUUGCAGGUACCUAUAGUGUCGUCAACUGUACACAUGUGAUUGGCACUGUAAGUUCCAUUAAUUAACGAACUUAAAUUGCUUAUAGUAAUGAUCAGUUUUAUGGGGAAGAUUACUCAUAGUUUAUUAGUGAUGUUCUUCUAAAAAGAAGAAAAUUUUGUUGGACAAUGAUCUGUAAUUGUAUGGUUUUGCAAGGGUUAGAGUCUGAUGUAUCAUCAGUUUUGUAGAAACAUGGGUGUCUUAUCCUUUACCUUUAAACAUCAAUUCUCAUCUUGAUCCAUCAGACUCUAACCCUUCUACUAAUAUAUUUUAUAGAAAUGUAUCUAAUGCAUGUCUUGCUCAUUUAUUUCAUGAAUCUCUUCUUGCUAGCAACCUACUUUUGGAAAUCUGGAAACAUGUGUCUUUUAAAGAGACUAAUAUUUUGGAUUUGGAAUAUCCCAAAAUGGAAAAUGAGGCUAAUAAUAAGCGGAAGGUGUACAAGAAUGAUAUCAUAAUCCUCUUUGGCUUUUGAAGAUUGAAGUUAGUUGCAUUCUUCUAUAGUCAUCGAUAUUUUCAGUCAUUUUCAAUCUCGACUAGGUACUCAACAAUGCUAGCAGAAAACUUGGUGAACUCUCCAUUACUUGCAAGUUGAUAAAUUCAUGCAUAGCAGCUGCUCAGGAACAAUUGAGUACUCAGCAUGGAGAAGAUGAAAAUAGUACAUGUAUUUCUGUUGGGUUAGAAGUCGAUAAGCAUAAACUGCAGUUUCUUAACCCAAAAUAUUUUUUUCCUUUGACACGAAGAACUUGCAAUUCAAAGACUUUUUCUUUGUCUAACUUGCACAAACUCUACUUUGAUGCUAGCCCUUUUGCAUUUGUAUAGAUAAACCUCAGACUAGGACUGAUUGGUGUUAACUUGGAUCCCACGGGCCGGCUGGGCUUUAUUCCCACUGGCCCUGUGUGAGAAGUUGGUGUUCAUAUGCAUUAUUUGCUUAGUUUUUUUUUUUUUUUGCAAUAAAAAUUAAAUCUGUAGUUGAGCCUCAUAUACAAACUAGGGAUCAAUUUUUUUAGUUUCAUUUUCAUAUUUGGAUGUGAUUGAGAUGUGGCUGGAAUGUGCUCAUCUUUUCUACAGUUUGCAUUGUUUAACCUUAGGCAAUAUGUAGCGCUUCUGUUGGGGUUAGAUUACGCCAUAUUUGGAUGACUUCUAAAGAUUUGAGAUUUGAGCUUGCUAAUGUAGUUUGGAAUGGUCAAAGUUGCUAACUCUGCAUAUUGGUGAUGGUAUGUGGGCAAUAUAUUCCUGUGUUUAUUGGAAUCAAGUAAAGUAACAUGGGUGCAUCUAUAGUCUGGUUGCUCCAUGUUGGACACAUCCAUUAAUCUAGGUUAUUGACAAUCGUAAGCAAACAACAGCAAGUUCAAUAACAAGAUUAAAAGAUGUGGUUGUGGUGCUACCCUUUCAUGCCGAUCUUUGUUGUAUGAUUAUAACAACUAUUGAAUUUCUACAUUGUGCACCUGAAGGGGAGUAUGCUUUGUCCCUGUGUUGUACAUAUUUUUUCCCGGUUGUUAACUCAUGAUGUGGAGAUGUAAUGUUUUAGGAUUUCCAUUGAUGUUGGUUGUGUGUAUCUCUCUGGAGGUUAGUCAAGGGCUUUGUUAGGAGUGUACAUAGCAUUGUUGUAAGCUUAAUAUAGGCAAUUGUACUUUUAGUAAUCUAAGCCAGAUUGAUACUUAUGAACACUAUGUUUGGAGGAAAUAGACAGAAAGUUGUCUUGGUUUCUUCUUGAUUCUCUAUUUCUUGAUAUUUAUGCACCAUAGAUACAUUAUACAGGGGAUUAUUUCAGUUUUCCCAUUCCUUUUCUUGUAUUUGGAAUUUAGACUCAUGUUUGCAAUCCAAAGACUUAUGCUUUGUCUAACUUGCACAAACUCUACUUUGAUGCUAGCCAAAGUCGUGCAGUUAGUCAUAAAUCGUAGCUACUUACGUAGAACAAAACUAUUGCAAACAAUUAGUUAUGAUCAAACCCAUGAUCAAAUUUAUGCGUACAACUUUUGUCAUGCUCAUACACAUCUAAAAUUGCUAUACUCAUACACGUCUAAAAUUUUAGAAACAAUCAAAACCAAUCUUCACA